UUCUUGCCGGCAACUACCAUUGUCGACUCAUCAACCAUGUACUCCACUGCUUCGCCGCUUGGCUCCGGCGUUUUCUCCCCCGUCACCGUUAAGAACCCUCGAACUAGCGGCGGCGGCGCCAUUACGUCGAGAAUCCGCCACCGCUCCCCCAGAAUGUCCGGCGAGCGCCAAAGCCCCACUACUAGCCUCGUCACCGGCAUCACUAAGCUUCUAUGGGGCAACGCCCUGCCACCUCAGCUCCUCAUCUCCACCGUCCGUUCAACCUGGUCCACCGCCUGGAAUAUCAUGAUGUCACAGCUGGCGCCGUCGGAUCCAACCGGCAGCUACACCCGACCCGCUUCCCAAUUCCGCAUCCCCAAUCCGAAUUCCUCCGGCUUACAACUCUCCCCCGGGAACAUCCACCUGUACGUGGGCCUACCUUGCCCCUGGGCCCACAGAACUCUAAUUGUCCGAGCUCUUAAGGGCCUGGAAGAGGCUAUUCCUGUCUCAAUCGCCUCUCCCGGCGCUGAUGGUUCUUGGGAAUUCCGGUAUAGCCCUGUCCCGGACACGGAUAAGCUUGUCCCGACUCUGGACAAGUCCAGCGGUCGGAAAAGCCUCAGGGAGGUUUAUCAGUCUAGCCGCGGCGGCUAUAGCGGCCGGUCCACUGUCCCUAUGCUAUGGGAUUCCGACAAAAAACAGGUUAUCUGUAACGAGAGCUACGACAUCAUUGAGUUCUUCAAUUCCGGGUUAAACAGAAUGUCAAAUAAUCCAGAAUUAGACCUUUCCCCACCCUCACUCACACAUGAGAUCGCCAAAUGGAACCAGAUCAUAUACCCCAAAGUAAACAACGGCGUUUAUAGGUGUGGGUUUGCCCAGAGUCAAGAAGCUUAUGAUAGGGCAGUAAACGAGGUGUUUAGUACAUUGGACAUGGUUGAUGAUCAUUUGGGGAGCUCAAGGUAUCUGUGUGGUGAUGUGUUGACGCUUGCAGAUGUGUGCUUGUUCACUACUUUGAUCAGGUUCGAUCUGGUCUACCAUGUACUGUUCAAGUGUUCAAAGAAGAAGAUCAUAGAAUACCCAAACCUCCAUGGAUACAUGAGAGACAUCUAUCAGAUUCCUAAGGUUGCAGAUACUUGCAAUAUGGGAGCCAUCAUGGAUGGAUACUACAAGACUCUUUUCCCACUAAAUCCUGGGGGCAUUCGACCUGUAAUGCCCUCAGAUUUCCAGGAUGAUACACUGUUGAAGCCACCUAAUAGGAACUCCUUGAUGAAGAUGGGAGAAAAGUUGCAGCUUUCUGUUUCUUGAAAGCAGAUAAAAUGGAUGUAUAGUGAUGGGAUAUGCGUGGGAUAAUUGCAGAGCAUCAAUGCAUGAUGUAUUACUGGUAGAUAAACAAACUAGGUUAUAUAUAUCAUAAAAUUAUAAAGAUUUGCUGCCACUGGUACAAAGAUGUACAAGUCUGCAAUGCAGCUAGAAAAAGUAAUCAAAAAGUUGGGAAAGUUGAAUAAAGAGAGUUGGUUUAGCAGCAGCAGAUUCACACUGAUUACAAGUGCAGACCACAAGUUGUCCACCAAAAGUUAGGCUUAUCACAUUAUGGGUUGCAUCAUAUCUCUUUGAGCUUGAUUUACCUUCUUCCUCUGGACCCUAAAACAUAACAGGCAUGCAGGUUAUGACAUGGAAGAAUGAGGAAUAAACAUUAUAUCGUUCCCUUGGUACUUACUACUCAAUCGCUUGAUAUUUCGGCAGAACUGGCUUCCACACUGGCAUUGGAAUGCUUUUAUUGGAUAAUCAAGGUCAUCAAAAUCAAUUCCAUAGUCCUGCAAACAUACACAAACUAUCUGAUUAGAAAAUAUGAUUCGACUCUUAGGUAGUUAGUUGCCUAUGCAUUACUACCAAGUAGUUGUUCCAGUGAACUAGUUUUGUUGUCAAUGUCUAGAUUAUGUACGCGAUAAAUUCUUAUUUCACAUAUAUAGAUAGAUAGACACUUGUGCCCAAA
Molecule: messenger RNA, 1969 nt
Organism: Ipomoea triloba (trilobed morning glory)
Lineage: Eukaryota; Viridiplantae; Streptophyta; Magnoliopsida; Solanales; Convolvulaceae
Product: glutathionyl-hydroquinone reductase YqjG
Exons: 3
Coding region: 37-1281 (414 amino acids)
Cellular component (GO): cytoplasm
Molecular function (GO): glutathione transferase activity
Source: RefSeq, a predicted model, not a curated record